GUCGCAGCCCGCGUCAACUCAAGCUCCAGCAUCACCACCAGCAAACACGUCAAUCGCCACUUUACCUCUCGUCCACCCCGCAUUAGCAUUUAAUAAGUGCCUUCGUACACUACAACCACUUCGAUACCUACACGAUGGCCGCCAUCUUCUCUGGAGCACCUCCGCAGGGUGGCCCAGGCUACUCGUUCAAGAGCACCCCCACAGCUGUUCCCUCCGGUGAGCGGCAGCACGGCUUCUACCCCUACACUGACAACGGUGGUUCAACACUUGGUAUCUCUGGUGCUGACUUCGCCAUCCUUGCCGGCGACACUCGAUCAACAUCCGGCUACAACAUCAACACACGAUACGAGCCCAAGCUCUUCAAGAUCGGCGGUGAGGGACCCGAUAAUAAGGGCGCACGGAUAGUGCUCUCCGUAGUCGGUUUCGCUGCGGACGGCCAUGCGCUGAAGGAGCACCUCGACACUAUCGUCAAGAUGUACAAGUACAAGCACGGCAAGCCCAUGACUGUCUCCGCAUGCGCACAGCGUCUCAGCCACAUCCUCUACAACAAGCGAUUCUUCCCCUACUACGUACACGCCAUCCUGGGUGGCUUGGAUGAGGACGGCAAAGGCGCAUUGUACUCCUACGACCCGGUCGGCAGCUAUGAGAGGGAGCAGUGCAGAGCAGCGGGUGCAGCGGCGUCGCUCAUCAUGCCCUUUUUGGACAACCAGGUCAACUUCAAGAACCAGUACGAGCCAGGUAGUGGGACAGGACACAACCUGAAGACCGUGGUGCCACAGCCUCUGUCGCAGAACCACGUCGAGGACUUGGUACGAGACGCAUUCACAAGUGCGGUGGAGAGGCAUAUCGAGGUCGGUGACGGGCUACAGAUGAUGAUCAUCACCAAAGACGGCAUCAACGAGACAUUCACGCCGCUAAAGAAGGAUUAGAAGAGGUUGCGGGAGGAGAGUGAGGAAUAGAUGAUAUCAACGACAUGAACACAUCCACAAAGGAUCUUCACGAACAGCGCGACUAGAUCAAUUCAUUCAGUGAGAAUACAUCAUACGGACAGACAGUAUGAAUUUUGGCUCAAAAUGAAGAUCAUUCACCCUGUCAA
This is a messenger RNA of Macroventuria anomochaeta, 1096 nucleotides long. Its product is annotated as N-terminal nucleophile aminohydrolase. The coding region runs from base 135 to 929 and encodes 264 amino acids. Gene Ontology annotation, cellular component: proteasome core complex. The transcript is spliced from 2 exons. The record is from RefSeq and is a predicted model, not a curated record. NCBI's taxonomy places the organism in Eukaryota, Fungi, Ascomycota, Dothideomycetes, Pleosporales, Didymellaceae.